Messenger RNA from Maniola jurtina (meadow brown), 6311 nucleotides. It is a transcript of the gene Xpc, whose product is annotated as DNA repair protein complementing XP-C cells homolog. The coding region runs from base 139 to 3984 and encodes 1281 amino acids. Gene Ontology annotation, molecular function: damaged DNA binding; single-stranded DNA binding. Gene Ontology annotation, biological process: nucleotide-excision repair; mismatch repair. NCBI's taxonomy places the organism in Eukaryota, Metazoa, Arthropoda, Insecta, Lepidoptera, Nymphalidae. The transcript is spliced from 11 exons. The record is from RefSeq and is a predicted model, not a curated record. Gene Ontology annotation, cellular component: nucleus; nucleotide-excision repair factor 2 complex; XPC complex.
CUUGGCGGCAGCAGGCGGCAACUGAUUUUGGUUUUUGUUGUUUUUUUAUCGAAAUUCCUAACAAUUUCACAAUAUUUUUGUAUUUCAUGCAACGUUUUAGUAAAUCGGAUUCUAAUAAAUCCGAUCUUAUAUAUCGCCAUGCCAACGACUAGGAAAAAGGUAGUAAAAACUGUAUACAAAGACGAAGACGAAAGUGAACAAGAAGAUGGGCACGAUUUCAGUGAUUCCGGUUCUGAAGCAGAGUUUUCUGAUCAUGUCUCAUCUGAUGAGGAAGAGGAGUGUCCAGUAUCCUCAGAUGAAGAUUUUAAGAGCACAAAAGGCAACAAAAAUAUAAAGCGUGCUUCAGCUGUAAAGAAAGUAAACAAAGCAAAUUUUAGAAAAUCUUUCAUUACAAAAAUAAAUAAACAACAAGAAAGUGAAGAAAACGCUGAUACGCCAGUGCUUUUUUCUGUUAAAGACCUAACUGAUUCUGACAAACUCUUACCAUCUAUUCUUAACCUAUCUGAAAGUGACAGCAGUGAUGAUGAAUCUCCUAGAAUAACCACAAAGAAAGCUGCACCAAGUAUUGUACCAGAAAAGUCUGAUGACUCAGAAAAUGAAACAGAAUCUAAAGUUGAAUAUAAGGAUGUGUGGGCUAAUAAUAUACAUGAUGAAAGUGAAGAGAUUGCUAAAAAGACUUUCUUGGAACUGGAACAGCAUAAAAAUAAAAUGGAGGAAACGAAAAUAUCAAUCCAAAACUAUGCUGCAAAAAUGGACACAGAAACAGUCAGUAAUGUGAAGGAUUUAUUGGCUCUUGGUGAAGAGGAAAUGCCACAGCCGAGUGUUUCAAGCCAAUCUAAGAAACGGAAAAAGAAAGUAGUAAAUGAUGAUAGUGAUUCUGAAAUGGAAGAUUGGGAGGAAGUCAAAGAGGCCAAAGCUAUACCACAACAAGGAUUACAACUAAUUGUUGACAUUCCUAAUGCUGUUUGUAGAAAAACAAAGAAAUUGGAUGUUGAGAUGAUGAUGAAAAGAAAAAUCAACAGAGUGAAGAAAGAGUAUCAAGUGUACAUGCAUAAAGUGCAUGUAUUAUGUUGGUUGGCUCAUGGAAAUUACGUCAGCGGAGUAUUGAAUGAUCAAACUAUAAUGGCAGCUGCAUUGUCUUUAGUUCCAUCCAAAGAAUGCUAUCCUGGAGAAAGAGUAGACAUGAAAUAUGUAGAACAAAUUACUUCUUGGUAUAAAGACAAAGUAACACUAAAGCAGGACAAACAUGAAAAUAAAUUUAGACCAAAAGCACCACCUUUAAAGGACAUUUUACAACAACAAAUAAAGAACAGAGUUUUCACUACUAAGAAAUAUAUAGUAUUUGUAUUUGUUUCAAUGUUAAGAAGUCUUGGUUUACAAUGCAGAGUUAUGUUUAAUUUUGUCACUCUUCCAAUUAGACCUCCUAGUUCUGAAUUAUGUUCACUAUCUACUAAAUCGAACGAUGCGAAAAAUGAAGAUAAAAAAGAAAAUAAUUCAUCCGCAAAAGUAAAGCAAUCGGGUAAAAAGAGAGCAUCUAGUAAGUCAAAAGCCAGCAAGGAAAAAAUACCUCAGCUUGAUGGGAAUUACGAUAUGAGUUGUUCUAGUGACAGUGAUAACAUUAUGCAAGUAGAUGGUAAUGAUGAUAGUUCAACAAAUAAAACUAAAAAACAAAAAAAUACAACAAAUUCCAGAAAACAUGUAAGCAACGAAACAAACCUAGAUGAAGGUAUUGUUUCGCCACCAAAAAGAGCUCGAAGAAAUUGUAGAACACAAAUACAAACUGAAAAGGAAGACAGACAAAUUAAAAAUGAAACCAGCCCUAAAAAACUACAUGAAACUGAUGUCAAAACUGAAACUGCAAAAUCCCGAAAAUCUCUAUCAUUAAAUCGUCUUGAAUCAAAAAACAUUGUGCAACCAGAACCGAAGGACGAAAAAAUCAGUAAAAGUGUGGAAAAUCUUGUGGAACAAGUCAAAAGCUCACGGAGGACUCGAAGCACCAAAAACUCUGUAAACGCAACUUUACCUAAACCUGAAAUACAAGCAAAAGAAAGCACUAAAACUGUUUCUAAAAAGACCACCGGGAAAGUACCUGAAACAAAAGUCACAAAUGAAAAAGUAAUAAAAAAUAUUGUACAAUCAGAACCAAAUCUUGAGAAAAUCAGUAAAAGUGCUGAAAAUCUUGUAAAACGAGUCAAAAUCUCGCGGAGGACUAAAAACACGGAAAACUCUGUGAAUGUAGACUUACCUAAAUCUAAUCAACAAGCGAAAGGGAAUACAAAUAAAACUGUGGACACCGCAAAAGUACCUGAAAUAAUAGUUACAAAUGAAAAUGAUAAUGUUUCGAGUAAGUAUUUUGGAAACGAUUUAUCGACUUCUGAAAUAUCAGUACCAAUGACCAGAAAACGUUCCAAAACAUCAGAACCUAUUGCAUCUCAAAGUAAAAAAGACACAACAACUGAAAAAAGAGUGAGAGCUAAAAGUACUCAAAAUAAUACUGAAAGUAAAUAUUUUACUGAUAAUAUUGAUAUAACAGCAACAAGAAAAACCAGAAGUAAUAAUAAACAGAUUGGGCUUCCUUCUGAAGACGGUAAAAGAGUAAGUCAUAGAGAUUUACAAAAAAAAGCAAAAGGGAAAAAUGAUGUAACAGAUGACCUAAUUCAUAUCAUCAAAGGAAGGGUUAGGGAAGCAAAAGAAGAUUCCAAAAAGUUAAUGGUGAAAGAGAAGAUAAAAAAAGAAUCUGACGAAGAUAGCGAUUAUUUGCCAGUAGAGUCUCCAAAGGGUAAAAUAUCUGAAAGUGAUGAUGAUUUUAAACCUACUAAGACUACCCCCAAAUCAAGAGUUAAAACUGUUAAAAAAGUCGAUCGUCGCGUUAUAUCAACAGAUGACGAAUUACAACAGAAUAACCUUAAUAAAAUUGACGUAUGGUGUGAAGUAUUUGUAGAAGAACUUGAGGAAUGGAUUGCUGUAGAUGUAAUUAAAGGCAAUGUGCAUUGUGUCAACGAAAUUUACGGCCGAGCGACUCAUCCGGUCACUUAUGUCGUGGGUUGGGACAACAACAAUUACUUAAAAGAUUUGACUCGGAAAUAUGUGCCACACUGGAAUACUAUCACCCGGAAACAACGUGUGGAACCUGUUUGGUGGGACGUGGCCUUGAAACCAUGGUUGGGACCAAAAACUGCGAGAGACAGAGAGGAAGACGAGCGAUUGGACAGAAUGCAGCUUGAAGCACCUUUGCCCAAAGUUAUUGGAGAAUAUAAAAACCAUCCACUAUACGCAUUAAAGCGUCACCUCCUCAAGUUCGAGGCAAUAUAUCCGCCCGAGGCACCGACGCUCGGCUUUGUUCGCGGCGAACCCGUGUACGCGCGCGACUGCGUGUACGUUUGCCGCUCACGAGACACGUGGCUGAAGGAAGCUAAAGUCGUCAAACUUGGCGAACAACCCUACAAGGUUGUUAAGGCUCGACCGAAAUGGGACAGGCUUUCCAACAAACUGAUAACAGACAAACCUCUCGAGGUGUUUGGACCGUGGCAAGUUCAAGACUAUGAGCCGCCCACUGCCGAAAAUGGCAUCGUCCCACGCAACGCAUAUGGCAAUGUGGAGUUAUUCAAGGAUUGCAUGUUGCCCAAAGGCACUGUUCAUUUGAAAUUACCCGGCCUGAACCGUGUAGCAAAGAAACUGAACAUAGAUUGCGCUCCAGCAAUGACAGGGUUCGAUUUUAACGGGGGCUGGUCCCAUCCUGUCUAUGAUGGAUUUGUUGUAUGCAAGGAAUUUGAAGAAGUUAUAACGGAAGCUUGGAUAAAGGAUCAAGAAGAUCAGGAGCGCAAAGAGCAAGAGAAGAUCGAGGCUCGCGUGUAUGGGCAUUGGAGAAAACUUAUACGCGGUCUACUCAUAAAGGAACGGCUUAAGGCUAAAUACGGUUUCGAGGAACCCAGCACAUCACAGGACAAGAAGAAAGGUCCUAGGCUGGUUGUGAAAAAGAAAUAGACAUUUUAAGUUGAAUGCUCACUGAAGGCGUACCGUUAUUGAAGCUCAUAAGCCGAACUCAAUGCCGUAUGUAUAUUUUCGGUACUGAAAAUGCGAAUAUCGUCAGCCGCAUCGAACGUGUUGCAGAUAUGCAUUGAUGUCAGCAGCCGCCACAUUUAUCACGCAACUUACUUACCUGAAAUAUGCGUUUCGUGCGACUUGCAGGUCGUCUUAUAAUCGUAGUGAGCGUUCAUUUUUAAAAUAAUAUUGCCAUAAAACUUUAAUGGCUAGAAAGAAAGAAUCAUUGCAGUUUUGUAUCAAAAGGCAAGCCGGCCAUUAAUUUCAUUAUUAUUUGUUUAAGUAGUUUUUAAUCUAUACUUAUAUUACCAAAAGUACAAAAACCUUUAUCUAAUACAAUAAACCCGCCUACCUACUCGUAUAAUGUAUCGAAGCCUUCAAUCAAUGUAUAAUAGCUGUCGAUUUUAUUUGUUUUGCAUGCUGUUGUUAGUUUUUUAUCUUUUUUAUAGUUUAGAGCUAAGAUAAAACCUGAAUCAUGUAUGAAAGCAUAUUACUCAAAAAUUAUGUUGAAGCUUCUAAAGUUACCCACAAUAUUAAACUUAACUAACUUGGCAGGUCUAAAAGUAGUUAUGGGCCUUCUUUUUCUCUGAGAAAAAGAAUGACUUUAUGUUUAUUUGAUUUUAUUACUAAUAAAAUAAAAUGUAAAGUGCUGGUGAAGUCUAUAGUGUUAUGAACACGUAGAUUGGCUCAUGAGUCACUCAUAAUAUUACAAACUGGGCUGACCUUGAUUUUGACCAUAUUUUGACAUUUAGCCAUGUCGCUACUGGAUCGCAAUGAGUCAUCUCAUAUAGAACUGUCAUGUUGAUAGCGACAACAUUCUUUAUUUAAACUGAACUAAAUUGUCUAAUCUAAUCUAUUAUUUACCACAGGGAGCGAUAUGAAAUAUAUUUAGAUCUGUCAUUUUAAUUUAAUUGUAAACACAAGAAUGUCUUGACAGGUUGCGCCUCGUGCGAGUAUCGUGUCAAAAAAUUUAGAAUUGGUUGCGAUCAUAAUAUUUAUCUACCUCUGUUUUAUGUAUAAGAAUCUCUAUUCCUUGUGGUUUUAUGUCUUAACAAUUACUUAGCGUUAUUGUUUUAUCCCGAAUUCAUUACUUUAAGCAAUACUAAUGUUAUGAACAAAGGUAAGUUAUAGUUUUUGAAUUUCACGAUUACGCGUGGCUCAUGCUUGUGUAAAGUGAAAUAAAUGUGUGCGUUUGCGGGCGCUUGCUCGGUCGGAUAGGCACGCACACUUACGCAAUGCGCUUGUAUACGACGUAACCACAAGUACAGUUCACGCGCGCUCGUGUAUUGCACGAACUAGUAUAACUACUAAUAAUAUAGAUUAGUAAAUAAUUAAGUAUUAAAUAAGUAUUGUGAUUUUACAGAAAUUAUGCCAGUGAUCCCGGAAUUUAAUUUUUCAUUUACAAUAAUUGUUUCAAUUUUUAUUCGUCAUUUUAAAUGUAUCAUUAAUAAUAUUGUUUAUAAUAAAAGUUGUUUACUUUACAAAAUAGUGCUAUUUUAAUUUUCAUAACUAUUAUAAAUGAACCAGCCCAGGAGUUAUAAAGUACCCUCACACAUUAGCGGUAGCGGCUUUAAUAAUCGUCUUAUCAUAUCAUUAAUAAUCGUCUGGUAACCGCGUUUAUUACAGCGUAAAAUAGUUUAAAAAAAUGAUAUAAGACUACAAAUCAUAUUGGAUUGUCGCCUAUGGUUAUGCUUGCUUAUGCUGGCUUGCCUAUGGUCAGCCUAAUUUGCACCUCAGCGUUAAAUGCCUCACUUGUAAUAAAUAUCUAUACUAAUAAAGUAAGCGAAAGUAUCUGUACUUCUGUUUACCAUUUACGGUCCAUCCGCUUAACCGAUUUUAACGAAAUUUAGUAUAGAGUUUAGUACAUAAGUUGUAUUAUUUUAUCAUUCGGAAUACCAGUAUCCACGGGAUUUUUAAAUACCUAAAUGCACGCGAUAAAAAUCAAGGGGUAUUUGAAUAAAAGAAUAUUUUAUUGCAUAUUUAUUUAAUAAAAAGUGAGAAAGUUGGUUCGCAAUACCAUGCAAUAAGCUGCUUUAUAUUAUGAGAUACUAUUUUAUAUUAUGCAUAGUAUUUUGCAAAAGCCUCCAAGCAUUAAAUCUAGCACAGCUUAUUGCUGUUAUAAAAUUAUGAAAUGACAAAAGUAUGUACAAAAUCAUUGGUGUAUAUUAACAUGUAUGUAUAAUGAUCGCUUCAGAUCUUUUAAGAUAAGAUCUGGUCGGUCGAAACGAUUGCAAUACACAAUCUUUGCCGCGUUUACAGGACAGUUUUAC